AUGGCGUCCACCUCCAUUCCAGUUGCCAGUCUUGGUGCCAACCCAGAAGUUGCCAAGCAGAUCAAGGAGCUGCUGCUCCCUGAAUACGACCUGGUCCACAUGUGCCUCUCUCUGGAGAGUGCCAGCACUGAAUUUACUGAGAUUCUCUCGGGCAACCUGGAGGUUGCUCCGUCCUCUGGUAUAGGAAGUAACGUGGACAAACCGACUACCGAGCGCCGCGUGCCUCGUGCUAUUGUUCUUGGUGGAGGUGUCUCGGAUGAGGAUUAUGUGGCGCUCAAGGAGGCGCUCGUCAAAGGCGGUUUGAAGGUCGAGGGGGAUGGUGAGGAUGUGGUUAAGUUUGUAAGGGUGCUGAGGGAUGAUAUUCUUGCUUUGGGAGCAAGCCGGCCGGAUCCAACUGUCAUUAGCCAGGUAAUUCGGAAGAAGCUGGGCCAGCUGGGUUUGUAA
Messenger RNA from Thermochaetoides thermophila DSM 1495, 444 nucleotides. RefSeq lists its product as uncharacterized. The transcript has 2 exons. Lineage: Eukaryota; Fungi; Ascomycota; Sordariomycetes; Sordariales; Chaetomiaceae. The record is from RefSeq and is a predicted model, not a curated record. Bases 1 to 444 code for a protein of 147 amino acids.